Molecule: messenger RNA, 2741 nt
Organism: Cuscuta campestris
Lineage: Eukaryota; Viridiplantae; Streptophyta; Magnoliopsida; Solanales; Convolvulaceae
Source: the annotation of a GenBank genome assembly
AGUCGCGGAGUAAAUAAUCCGCCAGCCUAGCUGUCCCACUCCAUUUCUGUUAUUAUACCCUCCGUCCAGAAAAGACUCUCUCUCUCUCUCUGCUCUGUACUCGACUACUCUGGCUUUCUGGUGCUUGUCGUCUUUGUGGCUGUAAAUUGCCCAAAUCCGCCUGAAGAACUGAAGAAAACUGACUCCGGAGAGUUUGCCGCCGGCGAAGACCAUUGGCCAUGUGUAAGCUCCGCCCGAUCUUAAGCCUGCUCCUUUUCUGCUCCGCAGUUGCACUGGUUUCUGCUCGAGGAUCUUCUAAUCGCACCCCCAAAUGGAAGACGCUUAGCGGAGGUCCACCCAUAGUCAUCGCUAAUGGUGGAUUUUCAGGGUUAUUUGCCGACUCCAGCUCUAAUGCAUAUGCUUUUGCUGCAAUGACAAGCUUACCUAAUGUGAUCAUGUUGUGUGAUUUACAACUAACGAAAGAUGGGGAAGGUAUAUGCUUCCCAAAUAUCAAGCUUAACAAUGCGUCUAAUGUUGAAGUUCUCUUCAAGGAUAAGAAAAAUACCUACCUUGUGAAUGGGGUUCCAACUCAAGGAUGGUUUUGCAAGGAUUUUACCCUCAAGGAUCUGGCACUUGUCAACUUGAAUCAAGGAGUUUAUUCUCGAUCAAGUAGAUUUGAUGGCACCACACAACAAAUUCUUACCGUCCAUGACUUGUUUAAUCAAUCAAUUCUUCAGUUCACACCUCCCGGAUUGUGGUUGAAUAUUCAGCACAAUUCCUUCUAUAACAAAUACAAUCUGAGUAUGAGAAGCUUUGUUCUUUCUGCGUCUAGAAGUGUUGUUAUCAACUACAUUUCAUCUCCUGAAGUGAGCUUCUUGACAAGUAUUGCAACACGGAUCAAUACAAAAGUGACCAAACUAGUUUUCCAAUUUCUUGGAAGUGAUGAAACAGAACCUUCAACCAACCAAACAUAUGGAACUCUGUUAAAUAAUCUCACUUUCAUUAAAACCUUUGCCUCGGGGAUUCUAGUACCUAAAAGUUACAUCUUGCCUGUGGACAAGUCUUUUUACUUACAGCCUUAUACAUCUGUUGUAAUGGAUGCUCAUGAUCUGGGGCUAGAAGUUUAUGCAUCAGACUUUGCCAAUGAUCUCCCUCUUCCCUAUGAUUAUCAUUCCGAUCCUCUAGCAGAGUAUCUUUCCUACAUUGACAGUGGCAACCCUGUGGAUGGCGUGCUCUCUGAUUUCCCAAUAACACCAUCAGCCGCAAUAGGGUGCUAUUCUCAUAUGAAGAAAGAUGACAAAAUUCAAGUGCCUGAUCUUCAGAUUAUCUCAUUUGAUGGAGCAAGUGGAUCUUACCCUGGCUGCACUGACAUUGCAUAUACUUCAGCAGUCUCAGAUGGUGUUGAUAUUAUUGACUGUACUGUACAAAUGACAUUUGAUGGAAAACCUUUUUGCUUGGGUUCUGUAAAUCUAAUAGGUGCGACCACUGCUGCCCAAGUAUUCAACAACCUUUCCCGUAACGUUCCAGAGCUCAAAACUGUUAAUGCAAUACAUAGUUUUGACCUCACAUGGAGAGAGAUCCAGAGCCUAAAACCAUCAAUUUCAAACCCAUUUAUAGAUUUUCGAUUACAACGGAACCCCAAAGACAGAAAUGCUGGGAAGUUUAUGACACUUGAAGAUUUUUUGGCAUAUGCAAAAAAUGCUUCAUCUCUUUCUGGUGUUCUCAUUAGCAUAGAGAAUGAGGCCUACUUGAGAAAGCUGGGACUGAGUGUCACUGAAGCUGUUCUUCAAGCUCUAAACAAUUCUGGAUACAAUAAUCUUACAACACCGAAAGUCAUGAUUCAAUCUAAUGAUAGUGCUGCUCUGAGAAAUAUCACAAACAAGAAAUAUGAACUUGUUUACAGAUUAAAGGAGGACAUACGUGAUAUUGAUAACUCAACUAUUUCAGAGAUAAAGAGCUUUGCUAGCUCUGUAAUCAUAAGCAAAAAAUCUGUGUUUCAAACAGAUGAACAAUUUCUGGUUGAGCAAACACAUGUGGUAGCAAAGAUGAAAGAGGCCAAGCUUAAAGUAUAUGUGCAAGUCUUCAACAAUGAGUUUGUAUCUCAAGCAUGGGACUUCUUUUCUGAUCCAUAUGUGGAGUUGAACAGCUAUGUUUUCGGUGAAGCUCCUAUUGAUGGUGUUAUAACAAGCUUCCCAGCCACGGCUGAUAGAUACAGACGCUGCCCUUGUCUGGGGUACAAGGAAUUACCUUCCUACAUGUUACCAGUUCAACCAGGCAGUCUAUUUCAACUCAUACCUCCUACUGCUUUGCCACCAGCAGAAGCUCCCAGCCCUAUUCUCACAGAGAGUGAUGUGGUGCAACCAGCCCUGCCACCGGUUUCCAAAGUUUCUCCUCCUCCCCCACCACCACCUUCUGGCAGUGCAUCAGCUCCACCGCCCAAAGCUCCUCCCAGCGGGCAGCCCUCAAUCACCACCUCUGGCAUUUCUGCGAUCAGCAUGUGCAUUCUUCUUCUUCUCUCGGUCUUGGUGAUCUGUUGAUCAAAUCGUGGUUUGGUCGGGUCUGUGUACAAGUUGUAUCUCCAUCUGCUACAUCUCCAUCCACAUUUAUAUGUAUAAAUAUUCAAUGAGGUUAGUUUUAUUAGAUUCCACCUCGGAAAACUUGUGAUUUUCCUAUCAUCAUGUGUUCACUCCAUAUUUCCUCCUUCGUUGUCCAUCUUCAUUUGGUUCUUUUUAUUUUUUGCUGGCGAUGUUCAUGAUGAUAUU